Molecule: messenger RNA, 2682 nt
Organism: Lachancea nothofagi CBS 11611
Lineage: Eukaryota; Fungi; Ascomycota; Saccharomycetes; Saccharomycetales; Saccharomycetaceae
Source: the annotation of a GenBank genome assembly
AUGGGUACUAGCAGCAGCAACAACAGCAGUGCGGAUCCGCAAGGCAUGGAUCAGGAAGUGAGAAGAAGUCAGGACCAGAGCCGAAGUAGGAGCCAUAGCCAGGACCUGCACCAGGACCAGAGAAAGCGUUUUCAUCACAAUGAUCCCCAAAGUCUGAGAGACGGCCAUCGCCAGUGGUCCGCGGCUGUAGACCAGCCUGGGGCAUCCCGCCGAUCUCUGGCCACAGCGAAACCAAAUGAAUUUAACAGUCUAGAUAAUCUCGGCCAUCAGAGCCAGAAUUACGAUGAUCAGGAGGCCAUGACGCUCGACCCUGAUCUCGACUCCGUGUCGCUCUCGCUUGGCGAAACCAUGCGCCACGCAAUGUCUGCUAGCGUGGCUCUCCAGGCCAGCGGUGUCGCUCACGACAAUAUAGAUGACCUGUCGCGCGAGCCCUCGGACCGCUUCGAGCCAUACAGAGCCGUGGCCUCGCCCAGGACUAGCAGCACUAGUAAUACCGACCUCCCUGACCAGGAUCAGUAUCAACAGCAGCAACAGCAGCAACCGCAGCUGAAUCAGUAUGCCCCGUCAUCACAAGGCCAAUUCCGCCCCAACUUAUCCUACUCCGGUCGCAGUAACUUCGAGAGCUCAAGGACACCUCCUUCCAAUGGAUGGAUGAACCGGUCCCGUUUUAGACCUUAUUUCAAAAUCUCCAUCUCCGGCGACUCCAAAGUGGCUUCCUGUAUUUAUUGUGGAAAGGAGUAUAAGGAAGGCGAAUCCACCGGGAACUUGUCUAAGCACAUCACCAAUAAUCAUGCCGUCGAGUACAAGUCUCGCGAACGUGCAGCCUCUAAGGAAAGCACUUUGACAUCUCUUACCAGCAAAGAACGCUCUCUGCGGCUGUCUGCCAAAUUUGUGUCGGAACUUAACAGGGAUAGUGGUACUUUGGCCUCUGUAGUCUUGAUUACCGAAACCUUGGUACCCUUCUACGUGGUUGAAUCCAUGGGCUGGAAAAUUAUAAACGGGCUUGUGCCAGACGUCCCACUCAUAGAAACCCGUAAGGCUGUGGUUGAGAAGCUUGACCACUACAGCGAAUGUUUGAAUCACUCUUUGAAAGCGAGUUUAGAAUCGUCGACGUUUGUGAGUAUUCAACUUUACGUCUGCUCGAGGGAAAACGGCUUGAGAUAUCUGGCCGUUUCGGUUUCUUACUGUCCCAACAUUAAAGAUAAAGAAAGACUCGCCGCUAUGCACACACCAGAACUAUUGCUGAACAACACUGGAGACCCUGUCAAUGGGCAUCUUUUGGACGUGGUCGAGUUUAAUGACAAGUCAAGUGAUCAUCCUUUGAUACACAAGGGGGUGUUAAAAAUCCUUGAUGCCUACAAUAUCACCUCCAAAGUGGCUUUUGUCACGAUUGAUCAGCUAAGUUAUGCCCUAGGUUUACACGACGCUUUGAUUAGCGAGUUAUUGAGUAAUUCCCAAUCGGUAGUAAUGCAACGCUUGGGUAAUGUGCGUUUAACUCGAUGCAUAAACUCAGGCUUAGAAAUACAAUUUGAGCGGGUUGCUAUGGAUUUAAUGAAAGACGCAGAAUUUCAACACGAAUAUCACAAAAUCGAAGAGCUUGUACAGUCAUGGGAAAGCGUUCCAUCUUUGAAAAGCUUUGCAGAAGAAUUGGUAAAACCUCCCCAAUUCUCCAGUCAAGAAAACGAAGCUCGUGGCGUAUGGCGCCAAGUCACUAAAUUUUUAAAGGUAGAUCAACGAAUGAAGCGUUGGCUCGCAACUUCAGAUCAUCACAACGAAGCCUCAUUAGUUAAUGAACUGCAAGAAAAAAGUUGCCACUCAGCAAAUGCGCUGGAGCUAUUUCGUUACUUUGUCGCCUGCUGUUCUGAAUUCGACAAACUACGAGGAAGUAUGCUAACAGAUGGGAUUUGUUUUCUGCCGGAGGGAGUGAUCAUCUACUAUAAGUUGAAUCACUUCUUUGAUAUGUGCGAGCGGGCCUCUAAAGGUGAACAUAUACAAAGCGAAGAAUAUUCUUAUUUGAAUGGCAGAGCUGAUCUACUACCAGAGCAUAAAGAAAGAGUCUUACGGGCGGUACUGACCAGUAAAAAAUCGUUUCAAGGACUUUUCGAAGGCAUUCAAAACAACUCACUAUUUUUUGUAGGAGCAGCAUUGGAUCCGUCAUGUAAAUUUGAGGACUUACAGCCGUUUAUGUCGGAGGAGGAAAUGAAUUUAAUUAUCUGCCACGUUGAAGUGACAGUGCAAGAUUAUUUAUCUAAAUGCUACUCCUGUGAAGAUAAGGAUGCCAGUAAGCCUGAAGGACGCGAAGCAGGUCAAACAAUCAAACGCCAAAAAUUGGACGAGGAGCAAUUGAAAUUGGGAUCCUUCUCUGGCAGUUAUGCGGAAUGGUCUCAAUACAAAAACGAGAUAAAAAUUAUGUCAAGAUCGCGUCGAGGCGUUAUUCAGUGGUGGUACGACAGAAGAUCAAAGUAUCCGCACUUGUUCGAACUGGCCAUGUCUUUAUAUUAUACGCAAAUCAGUUCCAAUGAGACGGAAAACAUUUUUUACGUCACCGAGCACACGCUUAAGGUAUAUCAAAGAAGCGCGGGUAGAACUAACACACAGAAAGUGAUGCUUUUGAGAAAUCGCUUCAAGAAUUUUGGGCUGUAUAACCAAGCUCUGCGGUUUGUUAAUCCGAGUAUUGAUUAG